Messenger RNA from Dothidotthia symphoricarpi CBS 119687, 791 nucleotides. RefSeq lists its product as uncharacterized. The record is from RefSeq and is a predicted model, not a curated record. NCBI's taxonomy places the organism in Eukaryota, Fungi, Ascomycota, Dothideomycetes, Pleosporales, Dothidotthiaceae. The transcript has a single exon. The coding region runs from base 339 to 791 and encodes 150 amino acids.
AGAUAACCGACGCCAUCCUCCUCCAACCUUUUCCGAAGGAUAGAGUAUCGCACAGUCCCAACAAUACCCCCUGGCACAAUGAUUAGUAUUGGGAAGAGCUCGACCAAUGUGCCCCCCGCGUUUUCGCCGAUGCCUGGCACCUUCGACCAAUACUUCCAACAGGUGGAGUCCGGCUACUCUCGCCGCUGUUUGGAGUGUUCACACAUCCAAUAUCGCGUCUCUCCAAGUACACGAGAGAGACAUACCGAUUCACAAAGCCCAUGCUACUGGUCGACGAGGUCCGUAGAUUGGACUGCAGAACCAAAUGGUGACAGCGACCAAAAGCUCCCUUUGAGCUUAUGCGUCUGGACAAUCUCACCAUGUCCCUCCCAGCUGAGCUACCGCACGUUCCGCCCAAACUGGAGGACUACGUCAACAGUGAAUUGUCGUGCUCGUUCGGCUACGAAUGCGUUGCCCCCAGAGCACAAAAGAGCCGCUUCUGUGCACGCCACGGCUUAAUUAUCAUAGAGCUUGCAGAAUCGGACGAGUUCGGUCCUCGAUGCCUGAGCACGUUCGUGGCCUACGAAGGUGUCGUGUUCUCACUUCCGCGAGACUCAGCAAAAGCAGCGAUCGUGAAGGGAACACUACGCCGCCUUCGAUCAGCCAAGCCCGCUGAUGUCUGGUUGGGCGACUCCGAGGGUAUCGUAUACAAGGAAGGUCUUGCCGUCUUGCACACUGAGGUGGAACUGGUCAACCUCAGAGGCCCAAUUUGGUACAUUACAUCUACUCGUGCAGCCUGGGAAACUGAGUGA